Uranotaenia lowii is the source of this 1141-nucleotide messenger RNA. It is a transcript of the gene Use1, whose product is annotated as vesicle transport protein USE1. The coding region runs from base 255 to 974 and encodes 239 amino acids. Gene Ontology annotation, biological process: retrograde vesicle-mediated transport, Golgi to endoplasmic reticulum. The record is from RefSeq and is a predicted model, not a curated record. Gene Ontology annotation, molecular function: SNAP receptor activity. The transcript has 4 exons. Gene Ontology annotation, cellular component: endoplasmic reticulum; SNARE complex. NCBI's taxonomy places the organism in Eukaryota, Metazoa, Arthropoda, Insecta, Diptera, Culicidae.
CUUUCGUUCAGUCGUUGUUUUGAUCGGGGACAGUUUUUUUGAUUUUGUAUGAAAAACUGACAACACAUCAAACAUCCAUCUGAUUUGAAUAAAAAGAUUUACGAUUUCGCAUUUAUAUUCGCAUAGCGUAGUCUCCAUCAGUAAAAGUGCAAAAUUUCUCCUCCGAAUUAUAUGUAAAAUAGCCAAUUUCUAUAUACCCUUUCUUGUAGAUAGCCAACAAUUAGGGACACGUAAAAUUUGUCACUCGUGAAAAGAUGAGUUCGAAGCUUGAAAUCAACGUCCGGAGUUUGAUUGCCCAGUGCGAGGAAAUGAUUGGAGAAGAUGGUCAAGAUUGGCGAUUAAAAAAGUACAUUCGAUCUUUGGAUACAAUGAUUUUCGAACUGGAACAACAAUUCGAAAACCCUGAGGACAAAUCCAUAGCAGAGUACCGUAAACGUUGUGCUGAGCUUAAAAAAGCUUCCAACUAUGUAGAGCCUGAAUCGAGCUCUGAACAGAGACGCCUCCGAUCGAAAAAUGCUGUUGGAUUUGGUGGUGACUCGGGCGAUGACGUGAUGCGAGAAAUUCGCCAAGUGCACGAUCAAAAAUUCCAAAAAGAACUUCGUAACGAACUGUUCAAUGGCAAGACGAUUCGAAGGAGGGCUGGCCAAAAGGUGGUUGAGAAUUUAGAACAGUCAGUUAAACAGUACUCCGAUGUACAGGAAAAGAUCGCCGAGGAUAUGCUGUUACUUACUAGAAAUCUGAAGGAACAAACCGAAACCGCAAAUAAAAUAAUCAAAAAAGAUACCGAGAUUGUUAGCAAAUCGGCUAAACUAACGGAUCAAAACAUGACUUCUUUGUCUAAUGAAUCAGCGAAACUACAAGAGAGUUCUCAAAAAGCUUGGAAAUGUUGGAUGUGGCUGAUGAUUGGAUUUGUAAUGAUGGUGUUCAUUUUUGUGGUUCUAUUUAUGAAGAUUAUGAAGAAGAAAAACUACUAGACGUUUGACGGAUCCCGCUGGUAUUGUUCCACCCUGCUCUUAUAAAAGAAUUAGUUCCAAAUUCAUCGACCAUUACAUAGUAUGUAUAAUUAGCUAUUUUAUUGCAUUUCUUGUUAUGUCGUUCUAGAGAAGGCGUAAAUAAAUUUUAGUGUUCGCGAUUUUUUUUA